UGUGAGGAAUGAUUCAUUGUAUUUUCCGUAAGAUAGGUUCUUCCUACGUCGCGAUGACGUUCUGCCAGAACAGUAUUCAGCACAUAAAAGCAAGCCAUCUUCCUACCGUUCUCUUCAGAAUUAUCUGAUCCCAUAUCACAUCCUUACAAACAAUGCCGUUUCUGCUUCGUCCUGACCGUUAUUGCUGCUUUGACAGGGCAAUAUCUGCCAGUCCCGUUGACAAUGAGAGUGACCCUGACAGCAGUUAUGUUUGUCCCAUCUUUUGCAACCAUUCAAAGUGCUGCAAAGGAGAAAAAUGCGUGUUGUCAAACGCCUGGGCUCAGGGUACGGAAGAAGACUUCUGGGUAUGUGUGAAGUCAAACUGGGGGCUACCUCUCAUUGUAAGCUUGAACCUAGGAGCCCUCGAUGACACCAUGACUACUCCUCCUGUCAUAGGCGCUGUUUACAUGGAUGCAUUUUUGGUCUGCACUGAGCCGCUGGGGUUUAUCACGACCCCAUUAGAUGGUGGAAAAUUGUUGUCAAAUUGUGAAAGCUCGAGAUCUGAAGAAGAACGAAAAUUUUGUUCACCCGCCGCCAAAAGAUAUAAACCCAGUGUACUCUCUUCUAGCCCAUCCCCGAUGCUUGAGAAACGGUCACGAUGGGGUCUCCAGAAGAAAAUGAUCAGCGGAAAUGAGCUGAGUUCCAAGGACGCAGAUGGAGACGCCAGGAAACUCACGAUUCGCCACUAGUACUCCCAUAUUAUCCUCCUCUUUCAAGUUUCCGACCACUACCCCUCCCCAAUCCACCCAAAAUCGCAUCGCUUGUGUCUCUUCUCAGGUGUUUACUCGCAGUAAUCGCAGGACCAGGACGCACAAGAUUUACAAGGAUUUUAGGAGAUAAUGAAAAGAAAGGUCGUCGUUGAGUGCAACGUUGAAGCAGGUGUUGAGUACGUACAGUCAUUUCCGAAAGUCUUGACUCACGUGUUCGAAAUGGUUCAAAAAUAGUGAAAAUGU
Molecule: messenger RNA, 992 nt
Organism: Suillus paluster
Lineage: Eukaryota; Fungi; Basidiomycota; Agaricomycetes; Boletales; Suillaceae
Exons: 4
Coding region: 153-728 (191 amino acids)
Source: RefSeq, a predicted model, not a curated record